This is a messenger RNA of Podospora pseudopauciseta, 1939 nucleotides long. It is a transcript of the gene LEM3, whose product is annotated as alkylphosphocholine resistance protein lem3. The record is from RefSeq and is a predicted model, not a curated record. Lineage: Eukaryota; Fungi; Ascomycota; Sordariomycetes; Sordariales; Podosporaceae. Gene Ontology annotation, cellular component: endoplasmic reticulum; Golgi apparatus; plasma membrane. The transcript has 2 exons. The coding region runs from base 707 to 1939 and encodes 410 amino acids.
GCGUGCUCACCAGGUGGCAACUGCGUACCCUUGGCACCGGGAGUGAAAGAAGGAAUGCUUCUGUCCGGAUUUGGGGCACACAAGCCAGGGCAACACUUCAGACGUUGGAAUUGGGGCUCUGUCUGCCGGUGGCCUGGCACAUGCGCAGGAACACUGUGUGGCUGUCACUCUUCCAUAAGGCUUCAUGUCGGUACUAGGACGGCAUUGCUGAGGCCUGCAGCUCCUCCCAAUCCCUACUAUUUGAUAAACACCAGAUAGUCGUCAACGGUACGGAUAUGUCCCUUACCAGAGAGAUUCGUAUCAAUCAGACAAUGGCUCUCGCCCGCCCAGAGUGGUAUUCAGCAAUUUACGAACCCUCUGAUCGGACACCCCGAGAGUAUCUCAAUCUCCACUGUUUUUCAUGAUUUCCCCUGUGAUGAACAGUCCCAUCACACUCGAUAUUUGUCCCACGUGCUGGAUCGCGUGACCGCUCUCUCUUGUCUGGUCGUCGCCAUUGGGUUGUUCCAAAAAUGGAUUUCCUUCUGCCUGUCUCCGUCAGCACUGGAGCCGUCACAGCCUCCUGCCAAGACACAGCACGGGCCAUUGAACUCGCCGCAGACACCGAAGACUCCGUGUCGCUCCUUUUCCAGAGAUCCUCUCCCUUUGACAACCCCCCAAGCCACCCCGCAACGACGACGACGACGACGUCGGAAAAAAUACGCCCGCCAUGGCUCCGAGACGUCGCCGCGGAGCCUCCGACGAUGCUGCCGCAGAUGACCACUCCGAGACGGAUGCGCCCAAGAACCGCCCACCCAAUACAGCCUUUCGCCAGCAACGCAUGCGCGCCUGGCAGUGUGUGCUGACACCGAAACUUAUUGUCACCAUCUUCUCCAUUCUCGCCGUCAUCUACCUUGGCUUCGGCGCCUAUCUUACAUACCUUGCGCAUACUGUCCGCGACAUCUCGAUCGACUACACCAAGUGUAUCACCGACGCACCAACAGAUGACUUUGGACCGAUUCCGGCUGAAAACAUCGAGGCUCAUUUCUCGGUGACAAAUCCCGACUUGGAUCCCUUCCGGUCUCAGUGGAAAAGAGAGACGAUCAAUGAUGUCAAGGUCGCCAAUUACACUGCGAAGCGGGAGUAUUGCUAUGUCCGAAUCAACAUCCCCGAGGACCUGAAGCCGACCAUCAGCUUCUUCUAUCACCUCAACAACUUUUACCAGAACCACCGUCGUUAUGUCAAUUCUUUCAAUGCCAAGCAACUUCUCGGCGACGCAGUAGAUGGCGGUACCAUCAACGCCUCCACCUGCGCACCCCUGACUCACAACCACGAGGGCAAGAUCAUUUAUCCCUGUGGCUUGGUGGCCAACUCAAUCUUCAACGACACUUUCUCUCCGCCCCUGUUGUUGAACCCGCGAAAUUCGUCAGAGGACAGUGUCGAGUAUCCCAUGUCGACCAAGGGCAUCGCUUGGCCUGGAAUCAAAGACUUGUAUGGCCUUACAAGCUACAAAUAUUCAGAUAUUGUGCCCCCACCCAACUGGGAGGAGCGUUACAAGUUUGGUUAUGAUGAGGUGAACAACCCGGUACCGGAUCUCAAGAGUGACGAGCUUUUCCAAAACUGGAUGAUGUUGGCUGCCGCGCCCAACUUUUACAAACUGUACCAGAAGAGUAACACCAGCGAGGUGAUGGCUGCUGGUACAUACGAGAUCAAGAUUGAGUCCAACUUCGACACCACCAAGUAUAAUGGCGGGAAGUCUUUCGUCCUCACCACUGUCUCGACAAUGGGAUCGCGCAACAUCUGGCCAGGAAUCAUUUUCCUGAUUGUUGGCGGUAUCUGUCUUGUUCUUGACGUCUACUUCAUCUUGUCGUUCUUUUUGUGGAAGCCGCGCAAGCUUGGCGACCCAUCAUAUCUUUCGUGGAACCAGCCAUCGGCACCACAGGGGCAUGCUUCGACUUCAUAA